This is a messenger RNA of Biomphalaria glabrata, 2549 nucleotides long. RefSeq names its product iron-sulfur cluster assembly 2 homolog, mitochondrial-like. The coding region runs from base 58 to 540 and encodes 160 amino acids. NCBI's taxonomy places the organism in Eukaryota, Metazoa, Mollusca, Gastropoda, Planorbidae. Gene Ontology annotation, cellular component: mitochondrion. Gene Ontology annotation, molecular function: 2 iron, 2 sulfur cluster binding; iron ion binding; 4 iron, 4 sulfur cluster binding. Gene Ontology annotation, biological process: iron-sulfur cluster assembly. The transcript has 4 exons. The record is from RefSeq and is a predicted model, not a curated record.
CCAGAAGAAAAAAAUCUGGCAGUACUUCUUGUUUCGAUUCUAAGUUUACAUAAGAAAAUGUUGACAUCUUUACGAGCAACCUUGAAUAUUUAUAAAACCUCAUCAAAGCUACAACCUUUACUGCAUAAUUCUUUGAGGAAAGCAAUCCCUUCAUCUACAGACAUAGGCUCAAAAUCUUUGGCUACAACAACAGAGUUACCAAAGUCUGACCUUGAUGAAGAACUACACAUAAGUGAUAGCUGUGUAAAGAGGUUAAAAGAAAUCAGUGAUGGUGUCAACAAUUUGCGAAUUCUAGUGGAAGGCGGUGGAUGCUCAGGAUUUCAGUACAAGUUUAACUGGGAGCCUACAAUCACAGAGGAAGAUGUAAUCUUUGAGAGAGAUGGAGUGAAAGUGGUAAUUGAUAAAAUGUCUUUAGACUUUGUGCGGGGAGCAACUCUUGAUUUUUACCAUGAACUGAUCAGAUCCUCUUUCCGUAUCAUAAACAAUCCCAAAGCAGAGCAAGGUUGUUCGUGUGGAUCAUCUUUCUCAGUCAAACUAUAGAUACUGUGAAUUAAACGCUUUGGUAUAAGAAGAAAUAUCCUGUAUUACCUCAGCGAUGGGGAUGUGUAGGCCAUGAUGUGUGGAAGGAAACGUGAUCAAACUCCUUUUAUUGAUCAAACCAUAUUAAAAGUUUAAUUAUUUUUUACCCUUCUCAUUAGCACAAAUUGUUAUAGACAAGACCACCUUCAAAGUACCGGUAACUGAUUUUUAUCUCAUUGCAAUGUGUGUAUUGCCUUGUAUUCUUUUUUUUGUUUUAACUAAGACUGUAAAUAUAAGUAGUGUUAGGCUUAUGAAACCCUAAUAAUGUUAUCGUUAUGAAUACCCCCCCCCCCCUUUUCCCACAAUGCUUUGUGAUUAGUCUCAGUUUAAUAAUGUGAAUAUUUUUGUUUGUUUGCUUGUGUACAGCUAAAUGUUUUAUGUAAUGUAUUUAAAAUUGUUUUUAUAUAUUUAAAUACUCAAUACUAAUGCCAGUACCAUUGAUUGUUGCUGAAAUAAUUUAUGGCAUGGCUGAAUGACAUAACUAUAAAACUGUAUUUAUGUGCAUCUCAGCCAUGAUGGACUUAGGUCUUUCUGUGCUGGUGGUGCAUUGGAUAGCAAGUUAUCUUUAUUGAGAUCAGCCAUUAGUAGUGGCACCAUCUUGUCGACCUUCCCCCCCCCCCCCCACACACACACACACUUUCCCCAGCUCCUCUAAUGUCAUGAAUAGUCUAUUAAAGUAUGAGGUCAUGAUAUUCAAGAUCAGUCCCGUUUCAGUUUUUGUCCUCCCAGCCUUCAUGUGAUUUCAGCCUUAGAGAAGUGUUGUUGACGUAGUUCUAAGACAUCUAUCAAUGCUAUGUUCAGUCACUAGUUCAUUGAGUGGACAAGUGCAUGUUUGAUGGCCACAUUGAACAGGAAGGAUUAAUUCCUUUGAGUGUGUGUCUGUAUUAAAGGGAAACUAGUUAGAGGUUACAAUUAACUGAUUAACAGGAAGAGUUACUUCUUUAUGCGUGUGUAUUAAAGGGAAACCAAUUAGAGGUUUUCCAUCCUUCUGGUCCACUGUUCAUUAAGAUAUCAAAAAAAAAUUACUCUCUCUCUGAUUCAGUUUUGCAUCCUGACCAAAUCAUUCUGUCCCAUUUUUUUAUUAUCUAAAGAGCACUAGAGUUGAAUGAUUGUGUGUUGCAUUAAUCUAAUGUUGAGAGAGCCGUUGUUCUAGGAAUGUUAGUUGUGAGGUCAGUGUACUAAGGUAUACAUAUACAUAUGGACAACAGCUAACAAAACCUCCUAUAUGGACGCGCUGUUUUGCAAUUUAUUGCCAUUAGAAUAUUACAAAUAGGGAUUUAAAUAGUACUGUCAAAAAUUACUUUACAUGGUUGUUAACCCGAGCAAAAAAGUUUUUGAAAUGUUUUUUUUUUAUUUUUCAAAAUUUAAUUGGUAGUAGUCCAUUGGCCAUUCAUGAAUGUACCAGUAUUUUGAAAAUUUUACUGUUUUGAAGAUUUAUUUCCCUUGGAAUGAGCAAACUUGAUCUGACUUGUCAAGUAAAAAUGUCAUGUCAGUCGAGAUUUCCCAAGUUUUUCAUCAAUUUUAUUGGCAGCUUGUAGUUGAACAUAAACUCUCUUUGUGAUCUUUUUUUUUUUUUAAUUGGUUUUGGAGGUGAAAUGCUAAAGAUUGAGACAUACCUGUAUUAAAAGUUAGUUUUAGAGUUGAUGAAGUUUUUAGGGUUAGUGUCAAGGUUAGUUAGUUUUCUUGAUAAGCUUGAUCUCAAAGUUUUUGAUAAUUUAGUGAGAUGUUCUUAUUUUAUCUAACAUUCUUUUCUAAAUAAUAUUUAGUUAAAUUUUCCUCUAUUUUUUAUUCUUUUCUCAAACAUUGCAAGUAUUAAAUGUCCAAAAGUCUUGUAUUCAGUUAAAUCUAUAAGAUCCAAUGAAAUCUUGAGGGUCUUGAUUAUAUUUCUGUACAAAUUGUUAUUUGAUAUCAGAAAUGGAUUUGAAAAAAGAUUGCUAUAAUAAAAGAAGCUUUAUUAUUAUGACUCCAAA